UCAGGUGAUGACUGCUGGAGACCCUCACAAAGCUGAUCGUAAUAUUACAGGAUUCCUUUAUUUUGUGGGGAAUUUUUGCAAGAAACACCAGAAUUUCUGCAAUCCAGCUGGAGAUUUCCCUGCUUUUCGAGAUCCCCUGACCCAAUUUCCUUUCUGCCUUCCUCUCUCUGCCUCUUCUUCCUCCUCCUCCUCCUCCUCCCCCUUCCCCCGCUCUCUGCAGGACCAGGGGACUGUGGGCGUCAUUUUCAACGUGGGCACGGACGACAUCACAAUCGAGGAGAGCAAUGCUAUGGUGAACGAUGGCAAGUACCACGUGGUCCGUUUCACCCGGAGCGGCGGCAACGCAACGCUGCAGGUGGACAACUGGCCCAUCAACGAACGAUACCCGGCAGGGAACACUGAUAAUGAGCGGCUGGCGAUUGCUAGACAAAGAAUACCGUAUCGGCUCGGUCGAGUAGUAGAUGAAUGGCUACUCGACAAAGGUCGUCAGCUGACCAUCUUCAACAGCCAGGCCGCCAUCAAGAUCGGAGGCCGCGACCAGGGCCGCCCCUUCCAGGGCCAGGUCUCGGGGCUGUACUACAACGGGCUCAAGGUCCUCUCCUUGGCCGCCGAGAGCGACGCCAACGUGAAGGUGGAGGGCAACCUGCGGCUGGUGGGCGAGGUGCCCUCCGUCAUGACCACCGAGACCACGGCCACCACCCUGCUGGCGGACAUGUCCACGACCAUCAUGGAGACCACCACCACCAUGGCCACGACCACCACGCGGCGGGGCCGUUCCCCCACCAUGCGGGACAGCAUCACACAGAAUUCAGACGACCUGCUGGUGGCUUCGGCCGAGUGUCCCAGCGACGAUGAGGACCUGGAGGAGUGUGAGCCGAGUACCGGAGGUGAAUUAGUCUUACCCAUAAUAACCGAAGACUCUCUAGACACCCCUCCAAUUGCCACGCGCUCACCUUUUAUCCCCCUGCCUCCCACCUUCGGCCCCUUCCUAACCGUAAUCGAAACCACCAAAGAUACCAUCUCCCUCCCGGCUCAGCCGAAGCCCCCCUGCCUGACCGACCAAGACGACAGCGAUUGCGAAGAGGGCAUCGAAGCCUCGGGGUACGCCUCCGGCGAGGUCUUCGACUCCAGCUUGCCCCCCACCGACGACGAAGAUUUUUACACCACUUUCCCCCUGGUCACUGAUAGGACCCCGAUGGGCCGCCCCGAUGGAGGAGCCGCCAAAAAACCCCACGGAUACCGCCCCAACCUUAGGACAGGAUUGCCGGCUUCGCCCUCCGGCCCAGACCUCCUGGCCUCCACCACUUCUCCCACCCUGCUCCACCGUAUCCCCGCAGGCAAAAUGAACAACCGCGAGCCCCUGCGGCCCCACCCCGAACACAUCCCCCCUUUGGCCACCUCCUUCGAGCCGGACAAGCUCAACCGUCCCAAGUACCCCGUUAUAACCUCUUCCCCCGAUUUCCACAAUCUGCCCACAGCUAACCCCACCGACCCCGGGGAGAGGGGUCCCCCCGGCGCCGUGGAGGUCAUCCGGGAGUCCAGCAGCACCACUGGCAUGGUGGUGGGCAUCGUGGCAGCCGCCGCCCUCUGCAUCCUCAUCCUUCUCUAUGCCAUGUACAAGUACCGCAACCGGGACGAAGGCUCCUACCAGGUGGACCAGAGCCGUAACUACAUCAGUAACUCGGCGCAGAGCAAUGGCACGGUGGUCAAGGAGAAGACGGCCGCGGCCCCCAAAACGGCCAGUAAAAGCAAGAAAAACAAAGACAAGGAAUAUUAUGUCUGAGGCCCCCCCUGUCCUCAACCCCACCCCAAAUCCCUGCGUGCGCCAGAGAGAGAGAGACCCACAUCCGAAGGAAGCGCGCAGUGAGACUAUUCAGACAUGCAUUUCCCCCCCCACGCCCCCCCCCCAAAAAAAACUUUCUGGAGAGGAGACCUCCCCAAAUGCCUCGCCACUCCGAACGGGGGCCCGUCCCCCCCCCCGUCGCCCACCCUCUUUGGUUCGCUCAUCUCGUUCUCCUUUUACGCCCUCCCCUCGCAAAAAAAGACCAACAAAAAGAGAGAGAGAGGGAAACAAAGGGGAGGUGGGAAGCUGGCAGGGCCCCCCCCUCUUCCCUCCUUCCCCCCCUGACCCUUCCGACCCGGAGGAUUGUCGUUUUUUAUUCUCCCCACCCCGUCCUAGGCAGACUUAAAGGCAAGGGUUUGAAUUAGGGCCACGGCGGGUCUGCCUCUCGCCCGAAAGAGGGACGGAUGGUGCCUGGACCGCACAAGGAAGAGGAUUAAAAAAGGGUUUGGGGGGGGGGACACAGAAUCACAGCCCCUUCCCCAAGUGGGACUGCAGCCGGAGUGAUGCAUGGCCAGCCCCAAGGCAGGCAGAUUGUGGUGCACCCCACCCCACCCCUCAGCAGGGUUUGGCCCUUUGAUGGAGGUGGGGAAAAAAAUGGGUCUCCCUCCCUCUGACCGCACCCCAGCCACCCUCCCAGCUGCUCUGAAAGGAAUCCUCAGCCGGAGCCAGGCCUGACCCCUGGACUGGCCAAGGGAGGAAGGCGAGGGAGACCGCAAACCCUCCGUCCUCCCUCUUCAAAUCGUGGCCUGGCCUAGCCAUCCUCCCACCACCCCUCCUCUCGUCCUUUAAGCUUUGAUUUCCUGGGAAGGCAGGAGAGAAAUGCCAAGAGGAAGCAGGGCACUGUGGGGUGUUGGCAGCCCAAUCUCUCUGCAGGGGGGGGACCCUCCCGAUUCCCGAA
Pantherophis guttatus is the source of this 2741-nucleotide messenger RNA. The record is from RefSeq and is a predicted model, not a curated record. NCBI's taxonomy places the organism in Eukaryota, Metazoa, Chordata, Lepidosauria, Squamata, Colubridae.